UUACACAGAGAAAGGGAUUCAAUUCAACUCAGCAAUUAGAACACACAAUCGUAUGUACGAACUGGAAAAUCCCUUUUCCGUCGCAUUCCUCUCUCUUUCUCUUCAUAUAUUUUCGGUAUUUCUGGUUCUACGCUUUGCCUCCUCCCUCUCUCUGCAGUUUUCUCAUGCAUGGCGAUUUCGGGUCAAAUUCCAAGCUAGGGCACGAUCGUUGGUGAAGGCGCGGAGGGAAGAUGUGAUUUCGAGGAAUUUUAAGCGUUUUUAGGGUUUUGAAGCGUCAAAUUUGGUUGUCUUUUACUUGGGUUGUCACUAUCUAAUCGAAUUUCUAGGGUUUGGUUCCGAGGUGAAGUUUACGCAUGAAGAGCGGGUUCGAUCGAACCAAGGUUGUGGUCCGGCACCUGCCGCCGACGAUUUCACAGCCGGCGCUCUUGGAGCAGAUCGAUGCCCGCUUCGCCGGGCGUUACAAUUGGUUCUACUUCCAGCCCGGAAAGACCAGCCAGAAACAUCAAGCUCAUGCUAGAGCCUACAUCAACUUCAACAGGUCGGAGGAUAUUAUUGAGUUUGCUGAGUUCUUUGAUGGGCAUGUUUUUGUCAACGAGAAGGGCACUCAAUUUAAAGCCGUUGUUGAGUAUGCACCUUCACAACGCGUUCCAAAGUUGUGGUCUAAGAAGGAUGGACGUGAAGGGGCCAUCUCUAAAGAUCCAGAGUAUUUGGAGUUCCUUGAAUUUCUUGCUAAGCCUGUUGAGAAUCUUCCAAGUGCAGAGAUACAAUUGGAGAGAAGGGAAGCAGAACGAGUGGGUGCUGCAAAGGAUGCUCCUAUUGUCACACCAUUGAUGGAUUUUGUUCGUCAGAGAAGAGCUGCCAAAGGUGGAAGUCGGAGGUCCUCAUCUAAUGGCAAGCCAACCAGAAAAGCUGCUGGAGCAUCAUCUGGGAGUUCUAGUUUAAGUUCAUCAAGAAGAAGUUCAGAAAAGCGAAGGACUUCUACCACCAUGUAUGUUUUAAGGGAUCCGGCGAAGAGUGCAAAUGGGAAAGACAAAGCUGUCACCCUUAUUUCUAAACGAGAUGAUCAGCAGCUUUUUGAGAAGUCAGUUGUUUUAGCUGGUGCAUCUAGACCUGAAGCCUCAGAAGAGGAAAGUGGAACUUCUGGAAACAUUGAUACAGGGAAGAAGAAAAUCCUGCUUUUGAAGGGGAAAGAGAAAGAAAUUCCUCAUUUGUCUGGUGGCAUUUUAUUGCAGCUGAGUGCAACAUCUGUAAAAAAUUUGCCUGGCUCAAGUGGCCUUAAACAGAACCAGCGACGUGAGGCUAGUGGAAGGAUGAUCAGAAGCAUACUUCUGAACAAGGAUGCACGUCAAAUUCAAUCAUCUAUGGUCCAUUCUGAGCAGCAAAUCCAGGCAUCUAAUCUGGAAAAGGAUAAAAGACCUCCUCGACCCCAAAAUGUUCAGUUGAUCACAAAGGAUACAAAUGGAGCACUGGAAGAUGUACAUGGUUUUUUGAGUGAGAAGCAGGAGAAACGCACAAGGAACAAGGAUAGGCCUGAUCGUGGGCUUUGGACUCCUCUUCGCCGUUCAAAUGGAUCACAUGCUAGUGAUGAGUCUUUAUCCUCUUCUACUUCUCAAUCUACAAAUUUACAGCCAGAUCUUGCAGAAGGAGGUCAUGGAGAUGUGAAAAAUGACAUUUUAAAUGCAAGGAGUGGGGAAGGCAGAAGUGCUACUAGUGGACGCAGCAGUUAUGCCUCGCAAGAUAAUGGGUCCCAUAAACAUGGUGGUCGCCGGGGGUUAGCACAUAGUGUGAAGGAUGCAGAUGGCAAUGCUAUCAUAGGUGACAUGAAGUCGUUGAAGAGAGGAGGUUCUUCUGGUCAUGGCUCCCAUGAGAAACAAGUGUGGGUUCAAAAGUCUAGUGCUGGUACUUAAAAGUGUUAUUUUAACUGUGAAGUUCUUGGUCCUUCAACAUGUUGGAGUGUACUUGCACUAGUUGGCUGGGAGCGCUUUUUUGCUAAGACAAAUCAUCACAUGUCAGCAAAGUCAAGGGAGCAAACCAAGUGUCUUUUGAAUGAGACCAUGGGGGAACUCCAGGUAGCCUGACGAUGCUGGCAGAUAAUUCAUGUAUUUACGGUUUGGUGCCACGAAGAAAAUUUCAAUCCCUUCUUAAGUCAGAGAUCGCAGUAGGAGGAGCAAAGUGGAUAACAACCGAUUGGAAUGGAUACUUAACACGGUAUAAGCACUACUAUAUAACACCACAAUUUUCAUGAGUGCCCCUUUUUAACUUGGGUUGCUUCUCACCGUGGGAGGAAACUAUGUAGGAUGUCUUCUUGCUGAUGAAUCAGCUGGCUAUCGAGAUAUUUAGAUCAUAGGGUGAGCGUUUCUUCUUUGAGCUAAAGCUGUAAAUAUAAAUGUGGAAUAGGCGUGCACAGCAUCCAGUACUUCCUGUGUCUAUAAAUACACACCUCGUUGAGCAGUAUGUAUGCCAUUUGACCUUAUUUGGGUGCAUGCAUCCUGUCUUUAUAAUAGUGUUUUAAGAUCAUUACAGGAUUUGGGAGAUGGCUCUGGCUCCGGCUUUGGCUUUGUGUAUGUUAUUAGGUACUGGAAUGACUUUGAAAGAGGUGAGGAAAUGAGUGGAGUUGUUUUGGUGUGAGGUGUUGAUGAGAUUGAAAAGGGAACAUUUGCAUUGUGAAUGAUCUUUAAUUUUCACUCUCCA
Diospyros lotus (date-plum) is the source of this 2691-nucleotide messenger RNA. RefSeq names its product regulator of nonsense transcripts UPF3-like. The record is from RefSeq and is a predicted model, not a curated record. The transcript has 13 exons. Gene Ontology annotation, cellular component: nucleolus; cytoplasm. Gene Ontology annotation, biological process: positive regulation of translation; nuclear-transcribed mRNA catabolic process, nonsense-mediated decay. The coding region runs from base 354 to 1907 and encodes 517 amino acids. Gene Ontology annotation, molecular function: mRNA binding. Lineage: Eukaryota; Viridiplantae; Streptophyta; Magnoliopsida; Ericales; Ebenaceae.